AUGUUCAAAACCGCCGGCGGCCCUGGGGCCAGAAGUGGCAUUUUGACAAUUAAUGGCAGUGAAUUAAUCACUCCGACAUAUUUUGCAUCAACAAGAAGAGGCGCGAUCCCCCACCUGACGCCGGAUAAUUACCCCGCUGUACCUCUAGCGACUGUAUACAACGAAGACUUCCAUGAAGCACUCUCCCCUUCAUCCAAACGAUCUGAGUGCUUUAUGAAGCGUGAAUACCUCGUCCUCAACGCCAAGGGGGUGUUUUCGUUGUCGAGCCAUCAUUUCGGCGACCGAGAAAAGAAGGUGAAGAACGAUGUCGACAACAACUUCGCGAUCACCCUGCACACCAUGCACGGCGGAAACAGUCACCCUGUGUCCGCGUUGGCGAAUGACAUGGUCAAUACCAAGGUUGAUUUUGUCGUCGUGCCACAUGACAGUGCUUCCCUGUCGCAGGGCUCGCGUAUAGGCAAGAAUCGAGUGCGCAAAAUGGAAACCCGCACAUUGGAGUGGAUCAAGCUGUUCCGAGCGACCGUCGAUAAAAAUGCCCCCGGCACCCCGGUUGUUGCGACAAUUAAUAUGGAACUCAGCACGCCUGCGUUUCUGAGCAGCAUCGAUUCGAUGGUUGACGGGUACUUUUUGAUCCCCAGCGAUUCCCGCCUUGCAGACAACGUAGUGCCGGUGCCCGAUACUACAAAACUAAGAAUCUGCGGAGCAAAAGUUUCGUACUUUGAUAUGCUCGAUCUGAUUGGCAAGGGCAUUGAUGUGCUUGAAACCCAGAUCGACCAGUACAGCGAGGCAGGCGUGGCCCUGACCUUUGAUCUCAACUGUACCUCUCGGCAAUUUUCCAUUGAUCUCAAUGACAGCUGCUACACCACCGACAUGUCUACUCUGGGCGACACCCGCUUUGCCAAAGCCUAUUUGCAUCAUCUUCUCAACGCACGGGAAAUGACUGCCCAAGUUGCUCUACAGAAACACAAUUUAGAAGUUGUCGAUAAGUUCUUUUCGGACAUCCGCAACGCAAUCGAGGACGGUACGUUUGACACUAAAGCUGCAAACUUCAAAUCACACUACAACUAA
Messenger RNA from Wickerhamiella sorbophila, 1068 nucleotides. Its product is annotated as Queuine tRNA-ribosyltransferase-like protein. The transcript has a single exon. NCBI's taxonomy places the organism in Eukaryota, Fungi, Ascomycota, Dipodascomycetes, Dipodascales, Trichomonascaceae. The record is from RefSeq and is a predicted model, not a curated record. Gene Ontology annotation, molecular function: pentosyltransferase activity. Bases 1 to 1068 code for a protein of 355 amino acids.